This is a messenger RNA of Auxenochlorella protothecoides, 3480 nucleotides long. RefSeq names its product ATP-dependent DNA helicase PcrA. The transcript is spliced from 11 exons. Lineage: Eukaryota; Viridiplantae; Chlorophyta; Trebouxiophyceae; Chlorellales; Chlorellaceae. Gene Ontology annotation, cellular component: nucleus. The record is from RefSeq and is a predicted model, not a curated record. Bases 1 to 3480 code for a protein of 1159 amino acids. Gene Ontology annotation, molecular function: 3'-5' DNA helicase activity; hydrolase activity; D-glucose binding. Gene Ontology annotation, biological process: glucose 6-phosphate metabolic process; recombinational repair; glycolytic process.
AUGCGCAUGCAUGGGAUCCCCAAGCAGCUCCUGGGAGGUUGCAGGGCGUACCAGGGAAGUGUGAGGCCCAUCCAUGGGUCUGUGGCGCCCCUCGGCGCAGGAGGGAGUGACACCAAAGAGCACCUCCAGGGUCUGAGCGGAGAGCAGCAGGCUUCAGUUGCAGCGCCCUUGGGCACUUCCUUGGUUGUGGCGGGGCCUGGGAGCGGGAAGACCCGUGUGCUGAUCUCGCGCAUCCUGCACCUGGUCCAAGCCCAUGACGUCGCCCCGCACUCCAUCGCAGCCAUCACUUUCACCAACAAGGCGGCACGGGAGAUGCGGGAGCGACUGGAGCACGCCCUAGGCCCUGAGGCCGCCGCCCAGCCCUUCAUAGGCACCUUCCACGGCUUGGGCCUGAGCAUGCUGCGCCAGGCCAGCUCUCAGCUGCCCGCUGGCUGCCGGGUGCGCCCCGGCUUCUCGGUGGCCGACGGCGACGCCGCCACCGCGAUGAUGCAGCGAUUGGUGAAGAGCACGGCGGGGAUUGACAUCAGGCAGUCGGGCGCGAGGACGUCGGCGGAGCAGAAGCGCACCGUCGCCAAGCAGGCCCGCAUCAUUCUGAGUGCCAUCUCCAGGAUGAAGAACUCCGUGCCUGGGUACGCUGCGCUGAAGGGGGAGCAGGCCAUGCUGCGGGAGCUGAUGCAGCGUCGGGGCACCGAGCUGACGAUGCAGAACAAGAUUAUGGCGCGGGAGAUGGGCUGGUGGUACGAAAUGUAUCGCGACAGCUUGGCACAGAGCAAUGCCGCGGACUUUGACGACCUGCUGUCCCUGACGGUGACCCUCCUGCAGGAGAGCGAGGCCGCACGCUGUGCUCUCAGCCGCCGCUUCCACCACAUACUCGUGGACGAGUUCCAGGACACCAAUGCCACUCAGUAUGAGCUGGUCAAGCUUCUGGCGCCCGUGGACUCCCUGCAGAAGGGUCGCCGGUCGCUGUUCCUCGUGGGCGACCCAGACCAGGCCAUCUAUGGGUGGCGGGGCGCCAUCCCGGAGCAGCUGGGAGAGCGCCUGAGAACAGACUACCCCGAUCUGAAGGUCCUGACCCUGCGCGACAACUACCGCAGCUCCAGCACGAUCCUGGCGGCCGCCCGGGCGGUGCUGGGUCCCCAGUCCAGGCGCCUGCGGCCCAUGCUACCCCACGGCCCCGCCCUGCGCCUGCACAGCGUCCUCGGCCCGACCGAGGAGGGCGAGCUGGUGGCGCGGCAGAUCCGGCGCCUGCAGGCGCGACACGGCGUGCCGCUGUCGGAGGUGGCGGUGCUGGUCCGCACCCACGCCCAGACGCGGGCCAUUGAGGAGGCCCUGGUCCGGCACCGCAUCCGCUACAUCGUCCUGGGAGGACGCACCUUCUGGCAGCGCAAGGAGGUGCAGGACGUGCUGGCGUACCUGCGCCUGGCGCUGGCGCCGUGGGACGGCGUGGCCCUGCGCCGCAUCAUCAACGUGCCCAAGCGCGGGCUGGGCCCCGCGACCCUGGCCAAGCUGGAGGCCGCCGGUGAGGGCAGCAUCGCGCGGGCCCUCUUUCCCCCCGCCUGGCCCUUGGAGGGGGGCGUGGAGGGCACCGUGGCGCCGACGCUGCCGCUGCUGGAUCGCGGCGCGCUGGGCCUGAGCGCCGCCACCGCGAAGAAGGUCGAGGCCUUCCGCGCGCUGGCGCUGGGUCUGGCGGCCGCGCUGCGCUCCAUGCCGCUGCACGACGCGCUGGCGCACAUAGUGGAAGCCACGGGGUACCUGGACGGCGCGAAGGACGCGGCGGCAGAGGACAACGACGAGGCGGUCGCUGAUUCGAAGGACGGCAGAGCGGUCGGUGCCACGGCGGAGGACCUGCCCUCCGCGAGCUCUACAGGAGAAGCAAAGGAGGAGGAGACGGCCGUGACCCUGCGCCGCCGGCUGGGCCAGCUGGUGGAGGUGGCCCGCCUGGCGGGCGAGGCCGGGGCCCCAGGCCUGCCCGUCGCCGACCUGGGGCUGGAGGUGGAGAGCGGGCGGGACGAGCGCCUGGAGGGCGUCCGCGCCUUCCUGGACAGCUGCGCGCUGGACGCCGCCCCCGACGGGGGCGAGGCCGCGGCGCGGAGGGACAGUGUGCGUGUGAGCACCAUGCACGCCGCCAAGGGCCUCGAGUACGCCGCCGUGUUUGUCCCCGGGUGUGUGGAGGGCCAGAUCCCCUCCCCGCCGCGGGAGAACGAUGGCGGGGCGGCGCUGCGGGAGGAGCGCCGCCUCAUGUACGUGUCCCUGACCAGGGCGAAGCAGCACCUGACCCUGCUGUCCUUCCUGCUGCCGUCUCGCUUCAUCAAGGAGCUGGAGGACAGCGGGUGCGUCCUGGAACGGACGGAGCACGAGGACUCGGAGCGGAGGGCGCCCCACCGCAGCCACAGGGCCGCGGCACGCUACCAGCGCAGCCGCCGGCUGAACAGACCCGAGGAAUCCUCCUCCCCCAGCGUCCUGGUGGCCGACAUCGGCGGCACCAACGCCCGCUUCCAGGUGUGGCAGCUCGACGAUGUCCUGCGCCCCAGCCGCCUGAUCCUGGAGAAGUUCCUGCCCACCAAGGACUACCCUACCUUUGACGACGCGCUGUCCGCCUUCCUGGCCGACCCGGCGCUGGCCGGGCACGCCCCCCAGUCCGCGGCCUUUGCCUGCGCGGGCCCGGUCGCGCGCGGCGCCUGCACCAUGACCAACCUGGGCUGGACCAUCGACGAGGCGGAGGUGGCGGCCCGGCACGGCCUGCGCGCCACCGUGCUGAACGACUUAGAGGCGGUGGGCUACGGCGUGCCCGUCCUGCCCGAGUCGGCGCUGCUGACGCUGCACCAUGCCCCCGUCCAGGACCGCGCGCCCAAGGCGGUGCUGGGCCCCGGCACGGGGCUGGGUGAGGCCCAGCUGUUCUGGGACGAGGCGGUGGGCAACUACCGCGUGUGCGCCAGCGAGGGGUCGCACGCCACCUUCGCGCCGCGCGGCUGGAAGCAGCGCGCGCUGCAGGCCGCGGUCCAGGCCGAGCGGGGGCACUGCUCCGUGGAGCGCGUGGGCUGUGGCGACGGACUGCGUCGCAUCUACGACUUCCUCGGCAGCGACGAGCCCAGCCAGUACCCCGGCCGCGACCUGGGCGCCAAGCGCGACCCCGCCGCCAUCUCCGCCGCCGCGCUGGACGGCUCCGACCCGCGCGCGGCCGAGGCGCUGGACAUCUUCCUCAGCAUCGUGGGGGCCGAGGCGGGGCACAUGGCCCUCCGCGGCCUCACCACCGGCGGCGUCUACAUCUGCGGCGGCAUCUUCCCCAAGGUCCUGGACCGCGUGCGCGCAGGGGGGGUGGCCGAGGCCUUCCUCUGGCGCGACUCGCGCUUCCAUGACAAGGUGCUCAAGCACAUCCCGCUCUUCGUCGUGCUGGAGGAGAAGGUGGGCCUGCUGGGCACGCGUGAGCAGGCCAUCCGCCUGCUGCACCAGCAGGCCGAGGACGUGUCCAUCGCCACCUAG